Molecule: messenger RNA, 1425 nt
Organism: Acaromyces ingoldii
Lineage: Eukaryota; Fungi; Basidiomycota; Exobasidiomycetes; Exobasidiales; Cryptobasidiaceae
Exons: 1
Coding region: 1-1425 (474 amino acids)
Source: RefSeq, a predicted model, not a curated record
AUGAUCGCUGCAAUGAGACCUGCUGAACACCUCGCGCAUCACCACCACAACGCCCAUGCCGCCAGCGCGCCGUCACCACAACAACCGAGGGGCUCCGUUACUGCUGCACGGAACCAGUCACCAUCACCAAUGAAGAACAACAGCGGCAAGAACAGCCCGGCGAUUGCAAACGCAAAUGCAGGCGCGAAUGCAACCGCCAAGGGCAAGGGAUCGCUGCAGCGUCAGCGAAAGGCACCGGCCAACAAGCAGGCCACAUCUGUCCAGGACAUUUUUGAGAGCAGCAGCAACAACAAUGGAGGGACUGGGCCAAAUCAGUCAACGCCAGGCCUCUUGACGCUCAGCAGGCCGAUUGGAGACGUGGCAGAAGACGAGGCGCCAGCACCCUCGCAGUCGCGCAAGGGAAAGAAGAAGGCAGGCCAGGGCAAGAGCGACGACAAGGACGGCAAGGCGGCCCAGCCACGCAAGAAGAAGGGCGACGAGAAACCUCCGUCGCCGUCGAUGCUCUCCAAGUCGGCGCCUGUAAACGCCUCGGCUUUAGCGGCCGGCGAGACCACCAAUGGCGCCGAGUCGUCGGCACUGACGUGGCAGCAGCAGCUCCUGGCAGGCGAGCCGAGCAAGGGCGCUUCUAUCAAGAAGGCCACCAAGCCAUCCAAGAAGGCAGCCAAGGACAAAGACAAGGCAACUGCCGGUGCAGCCAAGGAGAAGGACAGCCUGACGUGGCAGCAGGCGCUCCUCGGCUCGGGCAAGCCCCGAGGGCCGACGUUUGACGUCUUUGCCGAUGCUCGCGAUGCAGCCACCUUUGGCUCUUCCGGCGCCUCGACACCUACUGGCACUAUCUCCCACAGCAAGGCUGCAGGAAACAAGUCAGGCGCAAAGGGACGCCAGAGGGCCGACAGUGCCGGCGAGGCAUCGAUGAUCAACGGCCAGUACGACCGGGACCACAAGCGGGGCGCCUCGAUGGGCGCCUCUGUCCACCUCGGCAUCAAGCCCUCUUCGUCUGCGUCCCUGUCCUCGGGCGUGGGCGGUGGAAGCCCCUCGACGCCCGUCAAGCUGGCCUACGCCGGCCCCAACUUCCACAACUCGCCCUCGCCGGCGAGCCUGCCGAUGCCCAAAUUCAACAGGGGCACCCGUUCCUCUGCCAAGGGCGGCCCUUCGGCUCUGAGAGAAGUCGGCGACUCGAGCUUUGCGUCUUCUUCGACGGCGUCAUCCAACGGAGACUCAGACGAGGAUGACUCAAGCAUCGACCCCGCUCGCUUCAGGCGCGAGCAGACGGCGCCAGCCGAGCUCACGCCCCAGGCGCACAGCUCGCCGUUUGGCCAGCCGCAGCGGGGCCAGGCCCCCUCGCCGGACCGCUCUGCUACCAUCGAGACGCUGCUGGCUAAGAUGAUGAUGCCUUCGUCGUCUUCAGGCCUGUCGCAGCAGUGA